AUGUCCCUCCUCGCCCUACCCAUCGAACUCCUACUCCAAAUCCCCACUUACCUCCCCGGCGCCUCCGUCUGCGCCCUAGCCCGCACCUCUCGCCGCUUCUGCGCCCUCUUCACCCCAUCUCUCAAAAGGUUCAUCCCCCCAGACCGCACCUUUACCCACGCUGGGGCAACAAUCUCCUGCACCCUCCACUGGUCUGUCCUCCGUGGCCACCUCGGCCUCUUCAAGCUUCUCAUUGUAGACUAUUGCCCACCUUGCCGCCGUCAUGAAGCUACAACCCCGCUCCUGCAUCUUGCCGCCUUCGGCGGUAACGUCGGCAUCCUCACAUACUUCCUCGACCACCCUGACUUCGCCGACGAGCUCAACAAGCGCGAGGAUAGCGCAGAUGGAUGCAGGCCAUUACACUUUGCCGUUCUCGGCGGCCAUGAGGAUGCCGCGCGUUUCCUGAUUGAGAGGGGCGCAGACGUAAACGGACUUGACGGGCGGUCGUUCCCUCCGUUACUAGCAUCGAGCUCACGGCUAGCAAACACGCACUGGAAUCCACGGGUAUUUGAGCUACUUAUUAACCAUGGCGCUCAUAUCAAUAGCCGCUACGGCGAGUUGGGGACCACAGCACUCCACGAUGCUGUGCUGCGGCGAAAUCUCGACAUGUUGGCUAUAUUACUGGAUCGUAAAGCAUCGGUGACAAUUAGGAGAUAUAGUGGGGAUACUGCGCUAGAGCUAGCCCUGUAUAGGGAGGAUGCAGAGGUUGUUAAGUUCCUGCAGAAGCGCAGGCUAGUGGGAAAGCUGGAUGGCAAGUUUUAUGAUGAGAGGCCGCCGGUACAAGUAGGUUUUAGGGGCGGGGUGGAGUAUUGGCGGUUGGCGUGCGGGAAAGGGUGGAGAAAUAAGGUGAGGGCUGUGGCGAAGGCUUUGGUGGAGAGUAAUCCACAUGCGGGCCAGUGGGAGCUGAUGGAGCAUGAUGCGAAGGCGAAGGCGAGAAUUGCGAGAAAGUCGAAGGCUAUCAAGGCCUAA
Molecule: messenger RNA, 1008 nt
Organism: Morchella importuna
Lineage: Eukaryota; Fungi; Ascomycota; Pezizomycetes; Pezizales; Morchellaceae
Exons: 1
Coding region: 1-1008 (335 amino acids)
Cellular component (GO): cytoplasm; nucleus
Molecular function (GO): protein binding
Source: RefSeq, a predicted model, not a curated record